UUCUCGAGGACAAUAAUGGAAAUGAGGACCUGAAAGACUGGUGUGCUAGUGCUGGGUGUGGAUUAACAACCAUUCUGACUUGUAUUUCCACUUGGUUGCUUGGGCUUCAUGUUAAGUCUCUUGAGUUACUCAUAGCAGCCUAUGUUAAAAAAAAAAAAGGAAUCACUGGAUCAAAGCGAUGGCGUUUAAUGGAAAUCUCGGCAAACACGGCCUGGAGGGUGAUGCAAGUCUGCAGUUCCUGACAAAGGGAGGGGAUUUGACCAAGGUAAAAUCCGAAAAAUGGAAGAAGAGGCGCUUCUACAAGCUGAUGGAUGACGGAGAAACCGUGUGGAAAGAGACACACAAGGCCUUCAAGAAAGAAAAAACCUUCUCCAUUGACGACAUCGAUUCGGUGCGUCUCGGGCGUCAGUCCGAAGGCCUGCAGAAGUUCACCGACAGCAUGAUAGAGAAUCAGUGCUUUUCCAUCAUCUUCAAAGGCAAACGGAAGAAUCUCGACCUGAUCGCCAGCAGCAAAGAGGACGCCAAGAAGUGGGUGACGGGGCUGGAGAAGGUCAUCACCAACAUGCGCAACCUCAAUACACAGCAGAAAACUGAGCACUGGAUCAUCAGCUGCAUGCGCAAAGCGGACAAAAACAACGACAACAUGAUGACCCUGAAGGAGGUGAAGAGCUUCCUACGGCAAAUCAACAUCGAGGUGGAUGACAUGUACGCCACCAUGCUGUUUAAGAAAUGCGACACAUCAAAGUCAGGAACUCUGGAGGGUGAAGAGAUUAAGCAAUUCUAUGACCUGCUAACACAGCGUGAAGAAAUUAACGUAAUUUAUGGAAAGUACGCUACAACCGGUGGUCAGAUAAGUUCAGGGGAUCUGCUCAGAUUCCUGCAGGAGGAGCAGAGAGAGGCAGCAUCUCAGGAGGACGCGAUGAAGCUUAUCGACAAAUACGAGCCCGAUUUUAUAGCUAAGCAGAACAAACGCAUGACCAAAGAUGGCUUCCUGAGGUACCUGACCCAUGUGGAAGGGCUGAUCCUCAACCCUGCCCACAUUAAUAUCUACCAGGACAUGACACAACCCAUCAAUCAUUACUUCAUCUCCUCCUCUCAUAACACCUACCUGAUGGAGGACCAGCUCAAAGGGCCGAGCAGUACCGAGGCCUACAUCAGAGCGUUGGAGAAGGGCUGCCGCUGUGUGGAGCUGGACUGCUGGGACGGGCCCAACGGAGAGCCAAUUAUCUACCACGGUCACACGCUCACGUCCAAGGUGCUCUUUAAGGAUGUCAUCAAGGCUAUCAAAGACUACGCUUUUAAAACAUCUGAUUAUCCAGUAAUCCUGUCUUUGGAGAACCACUGCUCACUGGAACAACAGAAACUCAUGGCUCAAUACAUGACCUCCAUCCUGGGCAGCGCUCUUCUCACACGGCCUCUGGGGAAAGAGGUUCCCACCUGCUUGCCGUCUCCUGAGGAAUUAAAGGGACGUAUCCUGGUCAAGGGCAAACGCCUUAACAAACUGGAUGCAGCGUUUAACAACAACAUGGAGGAAGGGGACAGCGUGUCUGAAGAAGACGAAGCCGCCGAAGUCAAACAGGGCGAACAGGAUACCAAAAAUAAGAAAAAAAAGAUCAAGCUCGCUAAAGAGCUGUCCAACCUGGUGAUCUACUGCAAGAGUGUCCACUUCACCAGUUUCGAGAAUUCCCGGGAGAAACAUGCCUGCUAUGAAAUGGCCUCCUUCAAGGAAAGCAAAUCCAAAAAUCUGGCCGAAAAUUCAGCAUCUGAAUUCAUCCACCACAACAUGGAGAAACUGAGCAGAAUUUACCCUGCAGGCACCCGGACAGACUCGUCCAACUACAAUCCUGUGACGAUGUGGAAUGCAGGCUGCCAAAUCGUGGCUUUGAAUUUCCAAACUUCUGGAAAGGAGAUGGAUUUGAACCAGGGAAAAUUCCUGCCUAAUGGAAAGUGUGGCUACAUCCUGAAGCCUGAUUUCAUGAGGAACCCUGACUCUCAGUUUAACCCCAACAAUCUCAGAAAAGGAGUCUGGUUCAGAAAGAAGAUCCUGCAUGUCAUGGUCAUCUCAGCACAGCAGCUUCCCAAACUCAACAAAGACAAGCCCAAGUCCAUAGUGGAUCCUUUCGUGAAGGUGGAGAUCUUCGGCGUGCCGGCAGACCAAGCCAGCGCACAGACGGCCUACAUCACUGACAACGGCUUCAAUCCGGAGUGGAAUAAAAGCUUCAAGUUCAAUGUUAAUGUUCCUGAUCUGGCCAUAGUGCGCUUCCUGGUGGAGGAUUAUGACGCUGCAUCACACAACGACUUCAUUGGGCAGUACACGCUACCGUUUACUAGCAUGCAGAACGGAUACCGCCACAUCCCCCUGCUCACAAAAAACGGUGACAUCAUCCCUUCAGCCAAAUUGUUCGUCCACAUCAUGGUUAUGGACUCAGAACAGUGCUGAGAACGAGGAUCAGUACCACAGGGACAAAAGCAGACCCUUUUACUACAGAACAAACGCAUGAGGAAACACAGGGACGCUGUGCGAGACCACGUGAUUGUUCAAGGAAUUGUUUAGAAUAUAUUUAUGUAGAGCCAAACAUGAGGGAAAUGGUCACUAUGUACGCUUUUUUGUUUAAACAGAGUUUAUUUUUUACCUUUUUAUGAAAAAAAUCAUUUGCAAUACACAAAAGACCAUUUGCAUUAGAUCUAGUAUGAAAUACCUCUGAGGUGAGUGUGUGUUAGUGCACAUGUGCAGUUGAAAAUCUUUUAUUUUGACUUAUGAAUUAUGUUUUAAUGCGACUGUACAAAAAUAAACACACACCACAACGACAUCUAUACUGUCACUACUGUUGUACAGAACAGAGGUGCAUGAGGAGAAAACUGUUUUACACCAAACUAUUCAUAUAUUUUUAGAGGAAGAGCAGUGCCUGUCAAAAUUUUAGUUUUCCUUUUAUGUUGAGACACACGCAUGUUCCUUUUGUUUCUAUCCGACAAACUCAUGUCACGGUGUGAAGAUUCACUUCAGCCAAAUGUAUAAAUGUACAGAAGCUCGACUUUAUUUUUAGCAUAAAAAUCCUUCCUUAGCAUGAAUAACAGCUUUGCACUCUUGGCAUCCGGACAGUUCGUGUCUCCAAACAAUCAGCUGAAAUUUUUUCCCAUUCCUCUUGUAAAAAGUUGUUCUUCAGCAGUUCCUGUGAUCCAGUUGAUCCUAGAGCAGUUCAAUAGGAUUUAGGUGCAGUGACUGCACAGGCCGUUUCAUGACCGAUAUCACUCCAGCUGAGUGACGAUGAGCUCGGACGUAUUUUUCGACUCAUCGUCUUGUUGUAUGGUGAAGUCGGUUCCGAUGAGCCGCAGUCCAGACGGAAUUGCAUGGUGUUGAAUUAUGGAACGGUUGCCAUGUUGGUUCCUUUCUUCUAGAAAAAGUCUCCAAAUUCACCUGCUCCAAAACAACCCCCAGUCUGAUAACUUCUUCUCUCCUGUACUCUACCUGUCUUACACAAGUUCUUCUGUUAGAGACAGAAAUUUCCAUUUUUCCAGAUCUUCAUCUUUCUUCCAGUCAGUUACUGUCUAAUUCGUGUGUGUUUUUGCCUUUUAGAGCCUUAAGGAACAUUUAUGUGUCUCAAAAACCAUAAAAGACUGCACACUUUGGACAGGUGCUGUAUAAAAAUGUUUUUGACAUCAGGUCUUGUAUGCAAUAUCUUUUUUUUUUUUUUUAUCAUUCUUAGUAUAUGAACCAUUUGCUUUUUAAAAACAACCAAAAAUCAUGUUCGUUUUUUUCUAUGGUUUCUUUAGGUGACGUAAUUUAUCUAUAAAUCUUCCUGUUUGUUAUAUACAUGGUUUUUUAUAGUUAACAGGGGCCAAUAUCUGUUUCGUAUUUUUUGAUGAUUACGAGGAAGCGUGUGUGUUCUGCAUUCAGUUUAAGGUUAAAGUCUGAGCGCUUUAUGAUCAUACCAUGUUGUUUGUGUAUUGCUUCUAUCACUACUUGACCUUUCGAAAUAUGGUCAUUUUUUUUCCUGCUAGAUGAAGUGAUCAUCUAUUGAUUGUGAAUGUUUGAUCUGUCAAUGUUUCUUCUUGUUGUAAUCAGGACCAAGUAAGUAAGCUUCAUUGAUGCUAAUGAAAUAUUGCUGCUGUUUCACGUCUAAAUAAAUCAUAUUUAAAUAGUA
Silurus meridionalis is the source of this 4142-nucleotide messenger RNA. It is a transcript of the gene plcd1a, whose product is annotated as phospholipase C, delta 1a. Gene Ontology annotation, molecular function: phosphatidylinositol-4,5-bisphosphate phospholipase C activity; calcium ion binding. Bases 179 to 2440 code for a protein of 753 amino acids. The transcript has 15 exons. The record is from RefSeq and is a predicted model, not a curated record. Gene Ontology annotation, biological process: lipid metabolic process; phosphatidylinositol-mediated signaling. Lineage: Eukaryota; Metazoa; Chordata; Actinopteri; Siluriformes; Siluridae.